Messenger RNA from Bombyx mori (domestic silkworm), 8673 nucleotides. Its product is annotated as retrovirus-related Pol polyprotein from transposon opus. The transcript has 2 exons. Gene Ontology annotation, biological process: DNA integration. Gene Ontology annotation, molecular function: nucleic acid binding. Bases 1 to 3729 code for a protein of 1242 amino acids. The record is from RefSeq and is a predicted model, not a curated record. Lineage: Eukaryota; Metazoa; Arthropoda; Insecta; Lepidoptera; Bombycidae.
AUGAUAGAUACCGGAAGUUCACGCUCAUUUAUUAGCCCUAAGCUGGUUACUAAAUAUUUCGAAAAUUUUAAGUACUAUGAACCCUUUGAAGUAAUUAGCACACACGCAACUAGUAAGCACGACGAAGUAAUAUAUAUACCAUUAUUUCCAACCUUUAAUAGUGACGAUAUGCAUAAAUUUUAUAUAUAUGACGUAGACGGACGUUACGACGGACUAAUAGGAAGUGAUCUACUAAAACAGCUAGAUACAAAAAUUGAUAUGAAAAAUUUAUUACUACAUACAAAUACCACUAAAAUACCUAUAAUAUAUAAUCCCGGUUGUUCAAUUAAAAUAGCCCCACGUUGUGAACAAAGAGUUAGGUUACCUACAAACCUACGGAACGGACAAGCAAUAAUGAAUUAUAAAAUAUUUUGUGAUGGAGUUAGAAUGCCUAGUGCAAUAGUAAGAUGCGAAAACGGUUUCGCGACGACGGUCAUACAAAACAUUAAAGACCGCGAAGUAACUUUAAAUUUCCUUACACCAGUAACCGUAACUGAAUACAAUAGUGACACAUGUGAAAUUAACAAUAUAACUGACAUUGACAUGACAAACAUAGACGUAGAUAGUAUAUUAACCGAAAAUUUAAAUAAUAAAUUACGAUUAGAUCACAUGAAUGAAGAGGAGAAAACAUACAUUCGUAAACUCUGCUCAGAAUAUAAAGAUAUAUUUUAUUCUGAAAAACUACCCUUGACUUUUACCAACGAUGUUAAACACCACAUUCGCACUCGUAACGAAGACCCUAUUUUUAUACGACCAUAUAGACAGCCCCAAGUGAUUAACGACGAAAUAAAUAGACAGGUUGAGAAAAUGUUAGAAAAUAAUAUAGUAACUCACUCUCACUCACCCUGGAGUGCACCCGUGCACCUAGUACCAAAAAAAAUGGACGCUAGUAAUGAAAAGAAAUAUAGACUUGUAAUAGAUUACCGUAAACUUAAUGAAAUUACCAUCGAUGACAAAUACCCAUUACCAAAUAUUACAGACUUAUUUGACAAAUUAGGACGCAGCUGUUACUUCUCUACCCUAGAUUUAGCUAGUGGUUACCAUCAAAUUGAAGUCGCUGAAAAGGACAGACAAAAAACCGCAUUUAGCACAAAUACAGGACAUUAUGAGUUUACUCGUAUGCCCUUCGGACUUAAGACAGCUCCGGCUACUUUUCAAAGAACCAUCGAUAAUGUGCUGCGAGGACUACAAGGAAUACACUGCCUAGUAUAUUUAGAUGAUAUUAUCGUCUAUUCGUCUAGCCUUCAAGAACAUUUAGACAAAUUAAGGACCAUUUUUGACAGACUUCGAAAAACCAACCUUAAGGUACAAUUAGACAAGUCAGAAUUUUUGAGGAAAGAAGUUCUAUACUUAGGACAUACAAUCACGAGCAAUGGCCUUAAGCCUAAUAAUGAUAAGAUUAAAGCAGUUUUAAACUACCCCCUACCCCGUACUACUACCGAAAUAAAAAGUUUCUUAGGACUAAUUGGUUAUUAUAGACGUUUCAUAAAAGACUUUGCAAAGAUUACACAACCUAUGACCGCUAGAUUAAAAAAGAAACGUUCAAUGCCAAUAGACGACGAAAAAUAUAUAGCCGCCUUCCAAAAAUGUAAAGAGUUAUUAGUAAAUGCCCCUAUCUUACAAUAUCCAGACCCUGAAAAACCAUAUAUAUUAACAACAGACGCUUCAGAAUUCGCUCUCGGUGCAAUAUUAUCACAAGGAACAGUAGGAAAUGACAAACCUGUGGCGUAUGCCAGCCGAACUUUAAAUGAUGCUGAAACACGGUAUAGUGUAACUGAAAAGGAAUUGCUUGCAAUCGUUUGGGCAGUCAAACAUUUUCGACCCUAUCUUUAUGGUAGAAAAUUUACAAUUGUGACUGAUCAUAAACCCCUCACUUGGCUUAAUACCCUUAAAGAGACAAACAGUAGACUGACCCGUUGGAGACUUAGACUAUCAGAAUACGACUUUAACAUCAUCCAUAAAAGUGGAAAACUGAAUAAUAACGCAGACGCCUUAUCGCGUAUUAAAAUAAAUGCCUUAGACAAAGAUAAUAGCUCAAUGAAAGUAAACGUUGACAAAGAUAUAAAUAGAAAUAAACGUGUAAAAGAAAUUAUUAAAGAAAUAGAAAAUUUGCGUAGAGAACCCGAGGAAAAUUUAGAAACUAUGUCUAUUUCCGACACAGACUCUGAGCGAACUUUAACAGCCCAUUGUCGCUCACCUUACUCAAUACCAUACUCUAGUUCCACCCUGACCGCAUCCGAAGGUUCACCUAGUAACACAGAAACUGCUCAUUCCGCACAAGAUACAGAAUCGAAAGGUAUUCCUAUCUUACAAGAAGCCAUAGAUACAAAACCAAAUCAAAUUUUAGUCUAUACAUGGCUUAUCGACAAACUCUCAGUUAAAAAUAUGUCUAGAGAAAAACAAAGAAUUUUAGAAGUCCACCUACCAGUUAAUCGACCUGACCUCGUUAAACAGUUUCUUAAGGAAUACAUAAAGAACAACACUAAAUACUUCAUUUAUUUCGAAGAUGACCAACAUAGGAGACAAUUUACAGAAGCAGUAAUCUUUUUAUUCAAAAAGGAAAUGGUACAAUUUUUCGAAUGCACUAAAAGAGUAGUUUUUAUUGAAAAUGAAUUAGAACAAAAAGAAAUCGUUGAAAAAUAUCAUACAGGUAAAACAUGUCACCGAGGUAUAAGAGAAACACUUACACACAUUAAACGCACAUACUUUUGGCAUAAAAUGGAACAAACCGUUUCAAGUGUCAUAAACUCUUGUGAAGUAUGUAAACGUAUGAAAUACGACAGGAAACCUCUCAGACCUACACUACAAUUAACACAGACACAGACUAAACCUUUAGAAGAACUUUUUAUCGACUUAUUUACUAUCGAAGGACAUUACUAUCUUACUAUUAUUGACGCCUUCAGCAAACUGGGACAAGCACUAGAAAUUACAAACCGAUCUACUCCUGAAAUAGUACGAGCCCUAAUAAAAUACUUUUCAUUUUAUGGGAUACCCCAAAAAAUUAGCUCGGAUCCUGGUACAGAAUUUAAUAAUGCACUUCUAAAAGAACUCUUAGCAUUUUACAAAAUAGAUUUACACAUCAGUACACCUAACAACCCGAACUCCAUGGGACUCAUAGAAAGGUUCCAUUCCACAAUACUAGAAAUAUAUAGAUUGGCUAAAUACGAACAAAAAUACACGGAUGCAGCAUCCAUAAUGACCUAUGCUAUUAUGGCCUAUAAUCAGUCAAUUCACUCCAGUACUGGCUACACCCCAUUCGAGAUAUUCCUAGGUCACACAGACUCUAGAAAUACUUUUGAUGCCGACUUUAAUAAGCAAUAUAUACAACAAUUAAUAAAAGAACACGCAAAAAGAACUAAAUUUUUAUACAAACAUAUUUCGGAACAAACAAUAAAAAUGAAGGAAAAACGAAAUGAAAAAAGAGCAGGAGAAACAGAAUUUAAUAUUAAACCAGGAGACACCAUAUUUUCCAAAAACACAAAUAAAAGAAUUAGCAAAGAUAAGCCGCGUUACCAAAAAGCUAUAGUUACAGAUGACAUAGUCAGAAACACAGUUCCCGUUCAAAUAAAAGAACGCAGUACAAAAGUUCCACUAAAAAACAUUAAACGCCCUUCACAGGCACCUCCGCGUCCUCCUGAUGACGAUCAUGACGAUGCAAGUCCACGCCAUUCAACUUCAGGUAUUAAGUAACAAUCCCGGAGUUUUACCCGUCAGGGAAGGCACUGCUGUUUUGAGCAAAGACAAGUGGAUAAUAGCAAGAGUAUUGGACUUUAAACCUAUUAGAGAAGACUUAGAUAUUAAUAUUCAAUGUUUCAGGGAACUAAAUAGUUUAGUUAGUGUUAAGUUUAUUAAGAACUUUACUUAUAAUUUUAUAGAUGUAAGAGAACAAGUAGAAUAUAUGCAAAAUCUAACAGUAAGCAAAUUCGAACAAAUCACUCCUACCUUUAAAAUCAAACGCGGACUGAUUAACCCAAUUGGAUCAUUAAUUAAAAUCAUUACAGGAAAUCUGGAUCACGAUGAUGCCAUAAAAUACGAUAAAUUAAUUAGUGAAAUAAAAUCAGAUCAAGACGCUAAUGAUAAAAAAAUAACGUUAAUCUCUGAAAUGGUGCAAAUUCUAUCUAAUUCAACCAUUACCUUAAAUAGAAACCUCAUUCGAUUGAAUAGAGAAAUUGCAACAUUGUGGCAAAAUUAUACUGAAAAUUUACGAAUUGAACACUUUGAAGUUCAAAUCAUAUCCGCAUACAAUAAAAUAUACCAUAACCUUCAGACGAUUCAUGUUAAACUAAGUGAAAUAGAAACUAGUUUUGCACUUAGUAGAUUAGGAAUAUUACAUCAAUCCAUUAUUGAUUCAAACAAAUUAUUAAGUUUACUUGAAAAUAUUCAUAAGAAAGAUAAAUUAGUUUAUACCCCUAUUUUAGAAAAUUUAGUUAAGAUAGAGCAAACGAUAACACUUAAGGCUUAUUUUAAGAAGAGCCAAAUUACCUACGUUUUGGAAAUACCUUUGAUCGAAAAGGAAAGCUAUAUCUAUUAUAAGCUAAUACCAUUGCCCGUAUCUAAAAAUCCCACAGUAAUUAUCCUUCCAAAAUAUCCCUACCUCUUAGCGAAAGGGUUGAAGAUCAGACUGCUUGCCCAGCCAUGCCAGGAAAUCGACGAGGCCAGCUUCAUCUGCAUCAACGAUGAGAUGCUACAAUUCAUACAAGACCCCUGCAUAACUGAUCUAAUGAUGUACGUAGAAAACGUGAAAUCAUGCAUUCAAAUUCCAGUAAUUAUAGAAGACAUCAAAAUUCAGAUUCUACAACAAAACCAAUGGAUUUUAUACGCUGGAGAUGAGACAUUACUCACCAAAACCUGUCCUGAAGAAAUAUCCCGACAGAAAAUCCAAGGCACCUAUAUACUCACCCUUGAUGACCCCUGUGAAAUUAAGAUCCGAAAUAUAACUCUGAAAAUGCGCCAAACCAAUGUGGAAAAUGUAGAAUAUACAAAAUCACCGAUGCUCAAUUUACCCCUACUUGAUUCAACGAGUAAAAUAAAAACUGCAGAACCAGUGCACCUGGAAGACGUCGAUCUUACAGACUUGAAGAUCCUCUCAUUCGCCCUGAAGAAAAGUGUUAGUGGUUGUGAAAACAGUGAAAAGGCAAUUAUCCGUGUGAAAAGUGUUAGCGUUUGGACUCUUUGCAUCUAUGUAAUUUUAAUAACUUUCAUGUUAUGUGCCUUAGUAUAUAAGUUCCGUAUGAAAUUUUGUAAGAUUUCAGUACGUAGUUCUCCUGAAACAGAGAACUCCGUUCUUAAGGAGGGAGGAGUUACGUCGGGCACCUCUGCUGACGCAUGUCUGCAAAGGCAGAUCUUCGGCGAACUCAACUGCUGAAUUGUGGAAUUCGCAGACGACGGCAUCCGCUGGACCGGUGGUCCGAUGCCCUUCCCGUUAGAUUAAGAUUAGUAAUAAGUUAGUCUUAAGUCAGAUUUGGUACGGAAUAAACGUUCAUAAAAUAUAAUUUCUAUUUUUUAAAACGUACUCCGCGUGGCCCGCAACUUGACUAUCUACUCUCAAUUUGACAACAGACGUCAAGAACAAAAGUUAGACAAUAAAUAGUAUGCAUGCGUGUGUGCGUCAAAUACAUGGUAUGUAGUGUGUGUAAUGUUUUCUUUAUUGAUUUAAUGUAUCUUUUAUGCAUUAUUUAAAAAAAAUAUUAGCAUUGUGCACUUCUUCUCUAUAUUCUCUAUAAGUGUGGAAAAUUUCAUACUCCUCCGUCCGCGCAAUUUUCGUAAAAAGGGAUACAAAGUUUUUUAUUCACGUAUUAAUUUAAAAAUAUUUUGAGAUCAACGAUUUGUUUUUCUAAAUAAGCUUCUAAAACAUUAUUUGAAACCGCUUUUUGCUCCUUAGUACGUUAGCUGUUUUUCCCCCUACCUUUUCGCUGGUAGCCUAAGAGGCUAUUCCAGCUACGAACUGGCUGGUAGAUAAACUCAAGAGGCUGAUAGAUUUAUCAAGGAAUCUUCUAAUAGUAAAGGCUUCGUCAAACAGAACGCGUACUUAGCGCCGCGUUUUAACGUCGCGCUCUUUUCAUGUCACACCAAUUGACUAAUGAGUAUAACGCUCCUUGACGCAACGCAUUCGACAAAUCAUAGUGCCUUUCGAUAGCAGUGUAAAAAUUUAAAAGUAAUAAGAUAUCGAGUGAUUCAGAUGUGGCAUUGUAUAAGCAUGGGUAUUUUCUAACUAUUUAUAUCAUUUUUUCGGGCAUUAUCUAGUAUUUUAAUACACAUUCACUCGGACGCUAAAAUAAAAUUUGUAAAAAAUUACAACGCCUGACGUCAAAGCGUCCUAACGCCGCGACAGAGCGGUGUGUACUUAUAGCGCUGGGGCUGUUUGACGGUAUUUUACCAUAGUAGUACAACACAUCUCCGCGUCAUAGCGCGCCGUCAGUUUAGCGCUCUGACGCGCGCUAAUUACUGUUUGACGAAGCCUUAAAGUUAGUGGGAAAGGCGUACGAACAAUCGGCGGCUGUAAACAGAGAUACUUACUAACUUUACGUAAAAACAAACCAGAAACUUUAAAAAUAAUUCUCUUUUGUUUGAUCAUUUCAUGCGUUCUUACUCCGAGCUAUUGUUUGUUUUGUUAAGAAAUAUUGUUAUUCUCGUAUUAUUGUUGUUUAAAACAAAAUCAUUGAAGCUUAAGUUUUUAAUAUAGUACUAAUAGCUGUGUUGGAAGGUGAAUAGAAAAAAAAACUAAGAAGCGGUCAUUGAACAUUUGAAUGAUGUUUUUUGGAACGUAGUUCCUUAUAAGACUUUUUUUCUUACUUAUGCUGAUAGCCUUGAGAGGCUAUUUCAGCGUAACCUUAACUAGUAGGUGAGCUCACAGGGCUCAAACCGGAUUAAUGCUAGCACUGACCCUAGCAAGAGCAGUGCUUCGCAAAAUCUACCAACUACAACUUUCCUGCCUAUGCUGAUAGCAUAGGCAGGGAAAAAAAAAGAUCCGGAAGGCGUGAUUGCUUCGCGAGCGGAACAGGCAAGAUUGUGAUGUCCAUCCAUGCGGGCCAACCCUACGAUUUUCCAUCACUAAUUAGAUAAUAGUAACAUAGUCUUUCUGUGAAAUAUUAUGGAAUUUAAAAUAUGACAUCAUUCAUUAAAACAAUGUGAAAAUUCUAUCAGAGUAUAACUCUCUUAAUUAAUUAUUAUUAUGUAUCAGUGAGAAUAUAAACUGUUUGAUCUGUUUUUAGAUCUUGUUAUCGAGCAACACUUCCGGCCUCACAUAAUAAAUUAUUUACGAACUUAGGAAAUAUAUAGAACUUAUUAUUCUUAUAAUAUAAUUAGUAAUUUCAUAAUCAAGUAAAUAGUUCAUUCAUAUUUUCUUUAUACUUAUAAUAUUUUAUUGGCGCCUUCCGCUUGACAGCUUCCGGCGCAAUAAGCCUUAAUGUUAUUUGUUACAUAAUUCGAUAUUAUUAAAUAAUAAUUGUACGUAAAUAAUCAGCAGAAUAAUUAAGAUGAACAAUGUUUAAUAUUACCUACUCAGUUUGUAUUAAAAUAGGUCAAGAUGAUUGUAUAAAUACCGACGGUUAGCAUAUCUCUGUUGCAUUCGUAUUCUACCCACCAUAACGUGUACUAAAGAGAAUAUAUUAUUUCGUGUGGAUGUAAAUUGUCUGAAUUGUCGCCGCCACCCUGAGGAUCCGUUUAUACUUCAGAAGCGGGAUUAUGCCAGGCCCAUACAUUGACGGAUUUGAGACCGCUGAGAAACACAGGCGAUACAAAAUGCGACGUGUCACCCAAACCGAUGCGGAGGUUAUUCCAACGUUCCGGCCGGAUGAAAAAUCUAGCAACGUCAAGGGAUGGCUGCACAAGAUCGACCAGUUGGAUCACGUAUAUGGAUGGGACAACAAAGACUGCCAGUUCAUCAUGCAGAUAUGUCUUCGUGGGUCGGCUAGAGAUUGUGCGAUACACCACCGCAACUAUACUACACAUCCGCGAAUGGCUACCACAUGGAGAAGGUGCUGUUGCUCCAGUUGCAAGAGGGACCGACUUUCAACCAAAGAAAUGUUACGCCUGCCGAAGAGAAGGUCGUGAAACAAAGAACUGCAAAGAGCCGCGCUGCGAGGUGUGCCAUCGCCCGAGACACACGUCGGUCAGCUGAUGGUAUGCGGCCAGCUCUUCACACCCAAAAGUGCCAUACACCAGCGACAAACCAGGCUCCAAUAGCAGCGCUGAACGCCGUGGGACACGGCAUACACAGGAUGGCCGAAUGUUAUCGAGCAACACUUCCGGCAUCACAUAAUAAAUUAUUUACGAACUUAGGAAAUAUAUAGAACUUAUUAUUCUUAUAAUAUAAUUAGUAAUUUCAUAAUCAAGUAAAUAGUUCAUUCAUAUUUUCUUUAUACUUAUAAUAUUUUAUUGGCGCCUUCCGCUUGACAGCUUCCGGCGCAAUAAGCCUUAAUGUUAUUUGUUACAUAAUUCGAUAUUAUUAAAUAAUAAUUGUACGUAAAUAAUCAGCAGAAUAAUUAAGAUGAACAAUGUUUAAUAUUACCUACUCAGUUUGUAUUAAAAUAGGUCAAGAUGAUUGUAUAAAUACCGACGGUUAGCAUAUCUCUGUUGCAUUCGUAUUCUACCCACCAUAACGUGUACUAAAGAGAAUAUAUUAUUUCGUGUGGA